Molecule: messenger RNA, 1737 nt
Organism: Anguilla rostrata (American eel)
Lineage: Eukaryota; Metazoa; Chordata; Actinopteri; Anguilliformes; Anguillidae
Product: CD209 antigen-like protein B
Exons: 6
Coding region: 75-1022 (315 amino acids)
Source: RefSeq, a predicted model, not a curated record
ACUAUAGCCACUCCCUCCACACUGAGAGUAGUGACACAAUUCAAACAAUGAUACUUGGAUAGACAGACAUAAAGAUGAAGGAUUCUGUGUCAUAUACAGCGAAUAAAUCUGAGGAUGUGUCUAAUCAUCUUAUCAGUGAGGAUGAUAAUGAACUUAUCACAGAGGAACAUCUUUACCAUGGCUACCCUGAAAAAAGGUACAAAGCUGUGCAUGGGCUCAACACUCGAACUUACAGGCUGACUACAGCGAUCCUUGGGAUUCUGUGUGCUGUAUUGAUAAGCGCCAUCAUUGGCCUGUUCAUCAGCUACAAAGGACUCAGCGAGAAGCACAUUGUUCUGUCUCAAAAUUCAUCGGAGACAAACAGCAACCUAGAGCAACUGAAAGCCAACUAUGACCAGCUGACUGCAGCCCUGGUGAAGGUGCAGAAAAGCUUUCAGGAAGCCGUCAGUGCCAAAGACAGCAUGCAGAUGGAGAGAGAAAGGGAGAGGGCGGGGAAGGAGCUUUUGCAGAGACAGAAGGAGGCCCUGAUGAAGCAGGAAACAAGCCUGCAGACUCGCAUCACUAUGCUUGAACGAAACUGUGAACGUUGUCCAGUGGGAUGGGAGCUGCUCCACUCCACCUGUUAUUUCUUCGCUCCGAUUGAGACUGCCGAAAAGCUGUCAUGGCAUCGGAGUCGAGAGGAAUGCAAAAAAACUGGAGCCGACCUGGCGAUGGUCGACAGCCAAGAAAAGCAGGAGUUUAUCAGCAGAAUCUUAAAGGUGAAGGGACCCAGUUCCAGAUCCUGGCAUCUUUCAGGGUACUGGAUAGGACUGAGCGAUAUCAAAUCAGAGGGGGUGUGGAAAUGGGUGAAUGGAACAGAGCUUACCAAGGGGUUCUGGUUUGAUGGGGAACCCAAUGACCAGUAUUCAGCAGAAGAUUGUGCUGCUACCUACCCAAAAGAAAACCCCUUAAAGACCUGGAAUGAUGCUCCAUGUGACUUCAUAUUGAAAUGGAUAUGUGAGCUAAAGUUACAGGAGUCAUAGACAUCACUGCAGAGUAUGUAAUAAUAAUGGUAACUAUAUCUCUAUCUUUGACAUUACAGCCUAAUCUAAAAAACACAGGUUUUCAGACAAACUAUUGAUGAAUACGAUAUUCAAAUCAUAUAGCAUCUAGGAUGUGUAAAAUGUGAAUGCUACUUGAAUCAUUUAUUUAAAAAUCUGAAACUCACAAACUACAAAUGAAAAAUAUGAAUAUGCAGUUACACACAAGUAAUUCCAAGUGGGACGGCAGUGUAGUAUAAUGGGUAAGGAACUGGUCUUGUAACCAAAAGGUCACAGGUUUGAUUCUUGGGGUUGGACACUGCCGUUGUAGCCUUGAGCAAGGUACUUAACCCGCAUUACUUCAGUAUAUAUCCAGCUGUAUAAAUGGAUGCUAUGUAAAAAGUUGUGUAAGUCUCUCUGGAUAAAUGUGUCUGCUAAAUGCCUGUAAAGUAAUUAACUCUGUUUUAGUGGCCGAAAGUGUAAAUUUUCUAUAAUGGCUAUAACGGAAUGGGUAGAAAAGCAGGGCCACACUUUUGACUUGAGUCUAUAAUGAUGUGAUUACAAACCUAGUGUCGAUGUCAUAACACCACGUCUCACCUCAGUAUGGACAGUCAACUGGGGAUGUCAUAAAAUAUGUAUAUAUCGCAUAUUGAUCGACACGUUAUUAUAUCAAUAAUAAUGUUUUGAGGCAUCGACGUAUUAAAAUUACAGUAAAACA